Molecule: messenger RNA, 1231 nt
Organism: Cimex lectularius (bed bug)
Lineage: Eukaryota; Metazoa; Arthropoda; Insecta; Hemiptera; Cimicidae
Product: myb-like protein X
Exons: 3
Coding region: 181-1167 (328 amino acids)
Source: RefSeq, a predicted model, not a curated record
UUUAGUGAAUAUAGGUUUUCGUCCUGUAGAUGAGCAAUAGUCGUAAAAAGUUUUUGGCGAACGGUCGAGUUUCCAGGGCGACGGGAGCCACCGUAAAGUCAACAAGUGCGGGGAAGGGGCCGUUAGCCAGCCCGCCACCCUCAGGGAGCCACCCAUUUACCACGGAGAAGCCGAAGAGCCAUGGGCUGUGCAAGCAGCGCUCCGCUAGUCCAGCAGGGGCUCGACGCUGCCAAAAAAGCCGUCUCGAGAGAAAACGCCGAGGAAAAGGCAAAGUCCCUCGCGAGGACCGUCUCCGAUUCGGAUGAGGUGAAAGGCGUCAUCGAAAAUGUGCAGCAUGUCAAGGAUGAAGCCGUCGAAAAAUUACAAGAUAUGGGCCAGACGGUGAAAGAGAAGGUCGAAGAGGCCGUUGAAAGCGUCGAGGAGAAGUUCGAGGAUCUGAUCGGCGCCGGGGAAGAGAAGGUCGACGAGGCGAAAGAAGAGAUGGCGGAAGCGUUCGACAAAUUGGAAGAGAAAACGGAAGAGGAAGACAAACCGGAGGAGACCCCAGAAAAAGCGGAUGAGGACUCAAGGACGGGAUCAGCUGCUACGACUGCAGUAGCUUCGGUCAUGGGCAGCCAGCAAGAGAUGCACACGGCUGAAGUGUGGUCGAGAUCAAACGCCACCAGCCCAUCAGGCUCGUCGGAACUGCACGAAAUGCGCCAAGAGAUCGAGCAGGACCUUAUCGAGAUGAACGGUGGCGAGCUGGAUAUGGACGAGUCCCAAGCUACCGCCGACGAGACCGAAGAGCCGACGGUGAACAUCGAAUUGGAGGAAAUGGAGACGAACGCCGAGGAGCUCGAGCUUCCAGCGGAGGACGAGGAAACCGAAGAAAAGAAUGAAGGGCCGGAUGAAAAUGAAGAAAAUAGAGGGAACGGCGCACCGGAUGGUAUGGCAGAUGGUGAAGCUGAUCCGCCUGAUGAAGUUGCCCAUGAAGAGAACGACGACGCGCCUGCCGAAAAUAACACUAAUGAAGGUGGUGAAGAGGUCAAUGAAACUGACGCCCAUGAGGAGAACGACGACGCACCAGACGAAAAUGAAGCAAGAGAAGAGGCUGAUGAUACAAACCAAAGCGUCAAGGACAACAUUUCUAUUAGCUCUGAUCAAAGGAUAGUGAUCGAAGCUUCUUAAUUAUAUAUAAUUAAACAUAAAUUUUAAAAACAAUUAUAUGUAUAAAAAACAUGUAAAAUAACAA